Messenger RNA from Propithecus coquereli (Coquerel's sifaka), 1077 nucleotides. Its product is annotated as zinc finger protein 670-like. Gene Ontology annotation, biological process: regulation of transcription by RNA polymerase II. Bases 1 to 1077 code for a protein of 358 amino acids. Gene Ontology annotation, cellular component: nucleus. Gene Ontology annotation, molecular function: DNA-binding transcription activator activity, RNA polymerase II-specific; RNA polymerase II cis-regulatory region sequence-specific DNA binding. The transcript is spliced from 4 exons. NCBI's taxonomy places the organism in Eukaryota, Metazoa, Chordata, Mammalia, Primates, Indriidae. The record is from RefSeq and is a predicted model, not a curated record.
AUGCAGGAAACCUUCAGGAAUUUGGCUUCUAUAGGAAACAAAUGGGAAGACCAGAACAUUGACAAUCACUACAGAAAUUCUGGGAGAAAUCUAAGUCAUACGAUAGAGAAACUGUGUGAAAGUAAAGAAGGUAGUCAGUGGGGAGAAAUCUUCAGCCAGAUUCCAAAUUUUAAUCUGAGCACAAACAUUUCUACCAGAGUAAAACGAUGUGAAUGCAGUGUAUGUGGAAAAGCCUUCAUGUGUCAUUCAUCCCUUCAUAGGCACAUCACAUGUCACUCUGGACACAAACCAUGUGAGUGUGAGGAAUGUGGCAAGAAACCAUGUAAAUGUGAACAAUGUCAGAAAGCUUUCAUCUCUGUCACAAGUGUUGGAAAAUGCAUGGUAGUGCACACUGGAAAUGGACCUUAUAAAUGUACAGUAUGUGGGAAAGCUUUUGAUUUUCUCAGUUCAUUUCAAAUACAUCAGAGAACUCACUCUGGAGAAAAACCCUAUAAAUGUAAACAACGUUAUAAAGCCUUCACGUUCGCUUGUCUCAGUUCUUUUAAAAGACAUGAAAGGAUUCACUCUGGAGAAAAACCCUAUGAAUGUAAGAAAUGUGGUAAAGCCUUCAAUUGCUCCAGUUCCCUUCAUAGCCAUAAAAGAACACAUACUGGUGAGAAACCCUAUGAAUGUAAGGAAUGUGGUAAAGCCUUUAGGCAUUGCAGUAACCUUUAUGACCAUGAAAGAACUCAUACUGGAGAGAAACCUUAUGAAUGUAAAGAAUGUGGGAAAGCAUUCCGUCUUUCCUGUUCCCUUCGAAAACAUGAAAGAACUCAUACUGGAGAGAAGCCUUAUGAAUGUAGGGAAUGUGGGAAAGCAUUUACUCUUUCCUGUUCCCUUCGAAAACAUGAAAGAACUCAUACUGGAGAAAAACCCUAUAAAUGUAAGAAGUGUGGUAAAACCUUUGGAUAUUCCAGUUGCCUUCGUUACCAUGAAAGAACUCAUGCUAAAGGGAAACCCUAUGAAUGUAAGAAAUGUGGUCAAGGCUUCAGUUGUCCCAGUUCUCUUCAAAAUCAUGAAAUGACUCACACUGGAUAA